ACACAUAUAAAUAAGAAGCCAAGAACUCAAUAUACUCUUCAUCACAACUUCAAAAGUCAUCAUCAAGAACUUUCAACAAAACUCAUAACAAUUUCCCAACACAUCAAAACUAUGGAUAACAACUUCCCAUUUCCACCACCACCACCACCACCUUCCUCUGAUCAAAGCUACACCAUAGUAAUACUCGUGUUCUCAACGUUCGGUUGCAUCUUACUUGGCCUAGCUAUUCUUGCUUUUUGCACAUACUUCUUGAAGAAAAAGAAGAAUAGUACAAUGCUAGUUGAAGAAAAAGAAGUGAAACACAUUGAUGAUCAUGUUAAAAUAAAGGAAGCAAUAGUUGAAGGACCUCAUGGGAAACUUGAGACAAUAGUACUCUCAGUAGAAGAAGAUUUGCAUGAACAAGAUGACAUUAUAAGGACAAAGAAAGAGUUGGAAGAAGUUCAUCAUCAUAACUUCAUACAUGCUAAUAAUAAAUCUUCAGAAAUUACACCUUCUGCUCUUGAAGCUGCCCAUAGACAAACUGAAUUAAGCAUCAAUUCAUGAUUUUUAUUUCAUUUUUUAAAAAAAAAUAAAUGACAAGAAUGGGAGUUACUAUUGUAUAAAGUUAAUUAUAAUUUUUAUCUUUUUUGAUGUUUUAAUUUCUUUGAAGUCACAACUCCUCACAUACCAUUGAAUUCUUCUGUUCUUCUUUAUCAUAAUCUUCACUUCUUGAGUUAA
Molecule: messenger RNA, 717 nt
Organism: Solanum pennellii
Lineage: Eukaryota; Viridiplantae; Streptophyta; Magnoliopsida; Solanales; Solanaceae
Exons: 1
Coding region: 112-543 (143 amino acids)
Biological process (GO): plant-type secondary cell wall biogenesis
Source: RefSeq, a predicted model, not a curated record